Messenger RNA from Trichoderma citrinoviride, 699 nucleotides. RefSeq lists its product as hypothetical. The transcript has 2 exons. The record is from RefSeq and is a predicted model, not a curated record. Bases 1 to 699 code for a protein of 232 amino acids. Lineage: Eukaryota; Fungi; Ascomycota; Sordariomycetes; Hypocreales; Hypocreaceae.
AUGGCUUCUUUACCACUCGAGCUUUCCAACAAUUACCUGCUUGAUAAUCUCAAGCAAGACAUCGAAAGCCUACUGAGUCAUGUCAAAUCCGCCUCUUGGGAGUUUCUCGUGUUGGUCACCAUUAUACUCUGGGCGGGCAUCCAACGAAGACUCCUCGUGCAUUUGACGGCAACAUUGUCCAGAAGAAGAUGGAACGAUGUGACCCGUGGAUACGAGGACCCAACCAUCUGGUAUUCGGAGCAUGACUACCGUCCAUCGGAGAGAGGCCGCGAAGAUUCAGAGUACCUCCACUGUAUCCUGCUGUAUGUGAGCAUGUACAUCGGCUUUUUUGAUGCCGCCGGUGUACCCGCCAAGACGCUCUUGACCGGAUUAGCCAUCAGCUCUGUUCCGCUCUUUCUACCCUUUCGAUUCUACCUCGAGUGGCCUCUGGUAUCGAAGACUCUUCUCAUGUGGUGGGCAAAAGUCACCCUUGCAGAAACCGUUUCAUGGACGGGAAACGCCCUUUCCUUGGCUUUCUCAAUCUCGAGCAUGUGCCAAUUCCUGGAAGACUUUGCCCAACUCUCAGCACGAAGGCUUGAGGCCCCAGAACAGCCGCACCCUAACAUUCUGGCGGCCACUUGGAAGCUAUCGUUCCCAAAGCUGAAGGACACUCUGCCCAGGGUGUGGAGAGACUGGUUCUUGGAAAGUGUCUUGAAUUAA